Molecule: messenger RNA, 423 nt
Organism: Dibothriocephalus latus
Lineage: Eukaryota; Metazoa; Platyhelminthes; Cestoda; Diphyllobothriidea; Diphyllobothriidae
Source: the annotation of a GenBank genome assembly
AUGUCUACGCAUCCCUCAGUCUCCCUCCUCGCGCUGCUUGUAGCGAAACCGCCAAAGCCCGAUCAACCUGAUUCUGCCCUCCAGUUAGAAACUUUACUGGAAGAUCACAAGCGGUGUUUGCAGCAGCUGGGCACCGCACCGCGCCCACCUCAUCUCUACACCAAAGAUGUCCGAUUGAUGGCCAUCAUAAAUGCGGUUGAAGCUGAACAGGGGCAGUCGGAUAAGCGCAGAAAGAAGGAACCAGCCACUGCCACAGCCAAGGCGGACAAGUUGAGAAACUUGUCGAUUCAACGAAAACCAGCCCGAAAGAGGCAACACCAGCAGCCAACGGCCGGUGCUCAGCGCGGAAAGCACGUCGCAUCUCGGUGCGUCUUUCAUCUGUUUGCCAAUUCUGUCAUCUAUUUUUUGUUUGUUUUAAGUUAA